This is a messenger RNA of Nannospalax galili (Upper Galilee mountains blind mole rat), 4896 nucleotides long. RefSeq names its product grainyhead like transcription factor 2 (gene Grhl2). Lineage: Eukaryota; Metazoa; Chordata; Mammalia; Rodentia; Spalacidae. Gene Ontology annotation, molecular function: RNA polymerase II cis-regulatory region sequence-specific DNA binding; DNA-binding transcription activator activity, RNA polymerase II-specific. The transcript has 16 exons. Bases 351 to 2228 code for a protein of 625 amino acids. Gene Ontology annotation, biological process: neural tube development; regulation of transcription by RNA polymerase II; brain development. Gene Ontology annotation, cellular component: nucleus. The record is from RefSeq and is a predicted model, not a curated record.
GAAAGAAUUCAGCUUCUAGCGAGAAAGUUACCUGUGGCCGCCCAAGUCCGCCACUUUCCGCUCUGUGUCUGCCCAUUGCCACGAUCCAGCAGGACUCCGCGCCGCCCGGCCGCCUCCGAGCGCGGGCCCCAUGUGAGGGCCCCCCCUUAUCCCACCUUUCCGGCUAGGUGAGGGCGCGAGCGAGCGGGCGAGCGAGAGUGGUGAGGGGGGACGAAAAGCAGAAUUACCUGUAGCUCUUGUUCUGCCAUCUCGGGCGCUCUCACACACCUUCACCUGCACAGACUUGAAAGUCCAGUUUCACCAGAAGGCUGAGGCUCCAGGAAAAGGGGAGCGAGUUCAUUGGAUCAAACAUGUCACAAGAGUCGGACAACAAUAGAAGACUAGUGGCCUUAGUGCCCAUGCACAGUGACCCUCCAUUCAAUACCCGAAGAGCCUAUACCAGUGAGGAUGAAGCCUGGAAGUCAUACCUGGAGAAUCCCCUGACCGCAGCCACCAAGGCAAUGAUGAGCAUUAAUGGUGACGAGGACAGUGCUGCUGCCCUCGGCCUGCUCUAUGACUACUACAAGGUUCCUCGGGAGAAGAGACUGCUGUCUGUGAGCAAAGCAAGUGAUAGCCAAGAAGACCAGGACAAAAGAAACUGUCUUGGCAUCAGUGAAGCCCAGAGUAACUUGAGCGGAGGAGAAAACAGAGUGCAGGUCCUAAAGACUGUUCCAGUGAACCUCUGCCUAACUCAAGACCAUGUGGAGAAUUCAAAGCGGGAACAGUACAGUGUCUCCAUCACUGAGAGCCCUGCAGUCAUCCCGGUGUCAGGCAUCACUGUGGUGAAAGCUGAGGAUUUCACACCGGUGUUCAUGGCUCCCCCGGUGCACUAUCCCCGUGGAGAUGGCGAGGAGCAGCGUGUGGUUAUCUUUGAACCAACCCCGUAUGACCUGCCCUCCAUAGCCAGCCAUAGCUCCUAUCUCAAAGACGACCAACGCAGCACCCCUGACAGCACGUACAGUGAGAGCUUCAAAGAUGGAACCACAGAGAAAUUCCGGAGUACAUCUGUUGGGGCUGAAGAGUACACAUAUGAUCAGACAGCAAGCGGCACAUUUCAAUACACCCUGGAAGCUACCAAAUCUCUUCGUCAGAAGCAAGGGGAGGGCCCCAUGACCUACCUCAACAAAGGACAGUUUUAUGCCAUAACGCUCAGCGAGACUGGAGACAAUAAAUGCUUCCGACAUCCCAUCAGCAAAGUCAGGAGUGUGGUGAUGGUGGUCUUCAGUGAAGACAAAAACCGAGAAGAACAGCUAAAAUACUGGAAAUACUGGCACUCCCGGCAGCACACAGCGAAGCAGAGGGUUCUCGACAUUGCCGAUUACAAGGAGAGCUUUAACACAAUUGGAAACAUUGAAGAGAUCGCAUACAAUGCUGUUUCCUUCACCUGGGAUGUAAAUGAAGAGGCAAAGAUUUUCAUCACUGUGAACUGCUUGAGUACAGAUUUCUCCUCCCAAAAGGGUGUGAAAGGACUUCCUUUGAUGAUUCAGAUUGAUACAUACAGUUAUAAUAAUCGCAGCAAUAAACCCAUUCACAGAGCGUAUUGCCAGAUCAAGGUCUUCUGUGACAAGGGAGCAGAAAGAAAAAUCCGAGAUGAAGAGAGAAAGCAGAACAGGAAGAAAGGGAAAGGCCAGGCCUCCCAAAGCCAGUGCAACAACUCCUCUGAUGGGAAGUUGGCCGCCAUACCUUUACAGAAGAAGAGUGACAUCACCUACUUCAAAACCAUGCCCGACUUGCACUCGCAGCCCGUGCUCUUCAUUCCAGAUGUUCACUUUGCAAACCUGCAGAGGACCGGACAGGUGUAUUAUAACACAGACGAUGAACGAGAAGGCAGCAGUGUCCUCGUUAAACGGAUGUUCAGGCCCAUGGAAGAGGAGUUUGGUCCAACACCUUCUAAGCAAAUUAAAGAAGAAAACAUAAAGCGAGUGCUUUUGUAUGUGAGGCAGGAGAAUGAUGAUGUGUUUGAUGCGCUGAUGCUGAAGUCACCCACAGUGAAGGGCCUGAUGGAAGCGAUAUCUGAGAAGUAUGGGCUGCCCGUGGAAAAGAUAACAAAGCUUUACAAGAAAAGCAAAAAGGGCAUCCUGGUAAACAUGGAUGACAACAUCAUCGAACACUACUCCAAUGAGGACACCUUCAUUCUCAACAUGGAGAGCAUGGUGGAAGGCUUCAAGAUCACGCUCAUGGAGAUCUGAGCCCUGGGCUUGCAUCAUCGGCAGGAGCUUUCAGUGCACUCCUUCCUGGGAGAGAUGAGAGACCCAUCUCACCCAUCUCACAACUGCUGUUACAAGACUGUUGGGAAGUGGGUUAGGGCCUAAGGCCCAGUGACCGUCAAUAGGUUUGACACCACCUGCUGCCCCAUGGAACUAAAGCCUGAGCCCCUCAGCAAGUUGCCUUGGGCCUGUUGGGCCCUUAUUUAUUGCCCACCUUUUUCAGGAGUCUGGAGUCUAGGCCCUCCAGGACUUUACAGGUCACUGCUGGCUCCACAUGAGACCUCGAGUUCCCCCCUCCCCCAAGGGAAACACAGCCAGCCCAAUCAUCUCAAAGAGCCUGGACAAUGUAUGUCAUCUUUCUUACCUGCUCACAUCUCUUGAGUGGAUGGACAAAGUGAGCUGCUUUGUGCUACAGUCUUCACAGAAGGGGCAAGAAGAAGAUACCCCUUUAAUAGCCCCAAACCUUCAGGUUGCUCUGGGAAUGGUCAUUUUUGCUAAAUACCUCCAGGGGAUCCCAGCAAGUAGCUACCGGGUAUUGUACAGGAAGACAUUCAGCUACCAUGUCAGUGAGGAGGAACACAAACUAUGUUGGACUGUGUACAUAGUGUUUAUAAUAUUGCAAUAAUAUAUUUUAUCUGUGGUGUGUGGGCAUGUUUACUGCCAGUGGCCUGGAGGAGACACAUAACUUGGAGACCUGUUCAGAAUACAAGGAUAGCUAGGAAAGUGACCUUUGGGGUGACAUGUGACUGUGGUGAAUGCCAUGAUGUACUUCUCCAUUGGACAUACCUGAGGACUUGUUUCCCUAUCUCCAGACAUGCUUCUUUUCAGGAGCAUGACUCUCCCUUGUGACCAACAUGUUUAUAUGGUGGUGAUAUGUUGGCUGAACUCUGAGCUGUUUGGUGGGAAAGGCUGUAUUGUGGGAGAUACAGCUCCAGUUGGUGUAGGGCUGCCAGAGUUUUCUGGAAAGUCUCUAUAGGGGUUGUUGCUGGGGCCUGCUGCUUGGCGGUCAUGAGAAUCCUGGACACCGUAGUGCCUCACAGUUUACAAGCACAUCCUUCAUCUCACGUGGCCUCUUUGACAACCCAACUGCAGCACCGAGGGCCUCUCCAACAGUUCAGCUGUGAGUUGCAGGCAGCACUUCCUCCUGUUCCUGAAGACCGGAAGAGGAGGGGUUAUCUUCCCAUACCUCUGCACACUCGGUUUUGACAGAGAAAGCCCUGUAAGCUCUGGCCCUUCUAAAACCAGUUUUAGGCUGGGAGAUCAAAGGCCGCAUCCUCUCGCUCCUUGCCCUGGGAGAUAAAGGAGAAAACUGUUUCUCUGAACCGUCGCAAAAAGAUGCACCACUGUGUACCACUGUUCUCUUUGAGAGUACAGGUAGUUGGUUAAGGGAUUUGGGUGUGGCCUGGUAGGCUGAGCACCAGAGUUUGGGUUGCCGGGCACAUCCCACAGCAAGGCUGGAUAUGGGUGGGGUUCCAUGUAAGGGUCCAGAUUUAUUUGUGAAGCACUUUGAUGUCUUACCUGUAGGGCCUGCUCUCUGGGCUCCUGCCUUCCAAUCCCACCUGCCCCUGAAGGCCAGAGCAGAAGAGAAGGCUGCCUUUAGACCAACUGUUGCUCCCUGAAGCUGCAGAGAAAUUGAAUGGGAUGAAGAGUUGAUGCCAUACCCAAGAGCAUCCUAAGGGAUAAUACAGGCAAUCUUCUGAGACACGUCUGGACUUGUUACCCUUACAUGUGGUGCCAAAGCUUUGCAUCGUAGGCUCGGCUCUGCUCCAGGCUCCCUUCCUUCUCCAUUUGAAACACCACUUGUUGAAUCAGCAGCCGGGUGGCCAUCUUGGGUACUAAUGGGUCUCUGUUCUAAGAUGGACAAACUCAGUAUUGGAAUUCUUGCUCUAUGCACUGCCCAUACUCCUUGGGUUAGGAUAAGUUCCAAACAUGAUUGGCAGACCUAACACGUGGGCACAGGAUUCCAGAGUUGGGGAAAGACAAAUUUGUAGUGGCCUGACUGCAACUCCUCUCUCCAGUGUCUUUGGAAAAUAGUUGGUCUUGCUCUAAAGCAGAAGACAAACUAGAGAUACCUUUGCUUUUGUCUUAAGUCCCUAAGCAAUCAUUGUGAUGGCCAUUGCCACCAAAGGGUGGUACAGGAUCAGGCCCACCUCUCUCUGCACUCUUGGAGUGCUCCUGGCAGACUUCCAUGUGUCUGUCCCUCACUGUGUUAGCAGAGCUUUGCUGAGCAACAUUUCCUGAGCGUAAAAUACUCCAGAAAGAUGCCUCCUUUUUUUAAUCCCUUGAAUUAACUUACCCAGAUAAACUUUUUUUGUGUGUAAUAUGUAAAAGAUGGGGACGCAUGAAGCAAGUGUUUUCCUUAUUGGUCCCCACAUCCUUUAAACUUCCCUGGUGUUUAAAAUUGGAACCAACAGAAAUAAGCAAUGGGGUGCCAUCUUGGAAUUGCUCCUAAAAGACUAAGGCACGUCCCAACCCAGAAACCUGGAAAGCACAAAAUGAAUCAAAACGUUUAUUUUCCUUUAUAUUUAAAAGUCAUGAAAAUGAAACAGAAAAAGAGGGUUUGUGCCAAAUUCUAAGAAUGGCCCUUUCUGAAAAGACAAGCAAAGGGAGACUGAUAUAUCUACUCCCACAUUAAAAAAAAAAAAAAAAA